GCAGAACUCAAGAAAAUUGGUCGAAUUAAAAGCAACAGGCAAAACGUCUGUUUGUAUAAGGGGGGUCUGCCACGUGGGUGCGGAGCGAGGGGGUUGGCGGAGCCGGUCUGAAGCCAGGACGCUGCGCAGUGAGGGUUGGUUUGAAGCGAGGCAGGGCGGCACCGUAGAGAAGAACCGGCUCGGAGGCAAGGCCGACUUGGAUGCAGCAUCCGAUGGACAGGUUGCGGCCUAGGAAAGCUCGUGCUUCUUCAUGCUCGGCGGUCAACUCCCAAGGGCGUCGCGUGGCCGAUCAAAAGAAAUGCCGGGAAACGCUUCCUUGUGUGUCGCGGCGCGUGGUAUGUGAGAGCCGUGGUUCGCGCUGAUCUCUGCGGUACCGCGCUCAGGAAAGCACGGUGGACCCCUCGACGGUUGCUCUUCCUUUUCUUCUUAGAAACAGCAGCCCUUUGACCCUGUGCUUUCUGUCGCUAAGGUGCUGUUUUCUUGGAUAUCGGCAGCGCAUUGCCUGAUCUGGCUCUUGAAAUACAAAAGUUCACGGUAACCAGGUUAAGAAAAGUCGCUCCUGGUACACGGGUAUUUGAUCUGAAACGUCGCACAACCGGAAGCCUAGUGCCCCGUUAAGGGCCUUGGCUUAAUGCAAGUUGAGUGGAAAGCAUCAUCUGAAUUCUCUAUGCCGUCACAUCUCUCGAUGGCCUGUACUUCUCAGACCUCUCAUCCAAGCACGGCCCUCUUUAGCUGUGAAGCCUGAAUGGAUCACGAGAGCUGUUGAAGCACCACGAUGCUGCUGGGAAAGCUCGUACAGCCAGCUCGCAGCCUGAAGAAACUGUCAUCCCCGGGCACGUGCAGACACUUCUGGGGAUGGCUGAAUGCAGUCUUUAACAAGGUGGACUAUGAACGUAUACAGGCGGUGGGCCCAGAUAGAGCAGCUUCUGAAUGGCUCCUGCGGUGUGGGGCGCUGGUGCGUUUCCAAGGCUAUGAAAAAUGGCAGCGUGACUACAAUGGUCUCCCAACAGGGCCAUUAGGGAAAUACAAGAUACAAGCCAUUGACGCCACCGAGUCCUGCAUCAUGUACAGAGGAUUUGACUAUUUGGAUGGUCUUGAACAUGUUGAAGAAAUUAAGCUGUGCAAAUGUAUAUAUAUCCAGGAUGAGUGUCUGCAGAGACUGAGUCAGACUGUGAAUUUACAGAAAAGUCUCCUGAGGCUGGAGAUCAUUUCCUGUGGGAAUGUCACAGACAGAGGCAUCAUAGCCCUCCAGAAGCUAAGGAACCUAGAAUAUUUAUUCUUGAGUGACCUUCCUGCAAUAAGACAGAGAGAAACUACAGUUCAAAUCCUUAAGAAAUCACUGCCGUCACUUGAGGUGAAACUCGAUUUAGAAUAAAAUCAGCUUUGUGUAACUGAAGUAUGUUAUUUUGUAUUUAUCAUGAAUUGUAUUGAUUAUGUUGCAGUUGCCACUGUAUUUCAUUUCCUGCUACAGCCAGCCUUCUCAUUCUGGGCUCUGCAGCUAUUUCAAAAACCUGACCAACUGCAUAAUUAAAUUUCAUUAAAUUUAA
Molecule: messenger RNA, 1547 nt
Organism: Alligator mississippiensis (American alligator)
Lineage: Eukaryota; Metazoa; Chordata; Crocodylia; Alligatoridae
Gene: DMAC2L
Product: distal membrane arm assembly component 2 like
Exons: 6
Coding region: 776-1375 (199 amino acids)
Source: RefSeq, a predicted model, not a curated record